Messenger RNA from Tribolium castaneum (red flour beetle), 1240 nucleotides. Its product is annotated as venom protease. The record is from RefSeq and is a predicted model, not a curated record. Lineage: Eukaryota; Metazoa; Arthropoda; Insecta; Coleoptera; Tenebrionidae. Gene Ontology annotation, molecular function: serine-type endopeptidase activity. Gene Ontology annotation, biological process: proteolysis. The transcript is spliced from 7 exons. The coding region runs from base 76 to 1026 and encodes 316 amino acids.
AGUCCCAAGUUAUUCUCUGACAGUUCGCAACCAGAAGUUGUUGGUGCUGGAGUGAAGAUCAAUGUGUUGUGCUUUAUGCUAGCACUUACCCACACAAUGGCUUUAAUAAAAUCGAUCCUUUGUGUCGUAUUUUUCGCGCUAAUUUUCCUGCAAAGUGGAACUGAAGUGUCAGGAGAGACGCUGGCGAAGAAGAUUUACGGUCCGAAAUUUGGGAAUUUCGGGAACCAGCCGCCUCCCCGCCACGACACUCCUGCCUCGUCGUGUUCCUGCUCUUGCGGCGAGCGAAACGAAAACAGCCGUAUCGUGGGCGGCAAGCCGACCAACGAAAAUGAAUUUCCUUGGAUGGCUCGUCUUUCCUAUUUCAACAGGUUCUACUGCGGAGGAAUGCUGAUCAAUGACCGCUACGUCCUAACAGCCGCUCACUGCGUCAAAGGGUUCAUGUGGUUCAUGAUCAAGGUCACUUUCGGAGAGCACGACCGCUGUGUCGAGAGCAAGAAGCCGGAGUCGAGGUUCGUCCUCAGGGCCAUUGCGGGGGCUUUCAGUUUUCUCAAUUUCGACAACGAUAUUGCGCUUCUACGGCUCAACGACAGGGUGCCCAUCACGCAAACCAUCAAACCCAUUUGCCUACCCAAGGCUAAAGAUAAUUUAUACGUCGGAUCAAAGGCUGUAGCUUCCGGCUGGGGAACACUGCAAGAAGAUGGAAAACCAUCCUGUGUGUUGCAAGAAGUUGAAGUACCCGUUCUCAGUAAUGAGGACUGCAGGAAUACCAAUUACUCGGCGAAAAUGAUUUCCGAUAACAUGUUGUGUGCAGGAUAUCCUGCCACAGGGAAAAAAGACUCCUGCCAGGGUGACAGUGGCGGUCCGUUGGUUACGCAAAGGAAAGACGAAAAAUACGAACUCAUCGGAAUUGUGUCCUGGGGCAAUGGUUGUGCUAGACCCGGGUAUCCAGGCGUCUACACCCGUGUUACGAGAUAUUUGGACUGGAUUUUGGAAAAUUCGAAAGAUGGGUGUUUCUGUGAAGACUGAAUUUUGUGAUAUGUGAAUUGGGAAAUACUCGUGCAAUUUAGCAGUAACUUGUAUUAUAAAGUGUAUGUUUUAAAUAUUUAGUCUUUCACCGAGCAAUAUGUUUAACUAUUUACAAACAGAGUAAAAUUAAACUGCAUUUUAGCGUGUACAAAUGUAAGAAUAAAAAUGUAAAAACCUGUAGUACUCAAAAAAUAAAUAAUUUCUUAAAACAAAA